Messenger RNA from Mytilus trossulus (common blue mussel), 2350 nucleotides. RefSeq names its product proto-oncogene tyrosine-protein kinase Src-like. NCBI's taxonomy places the organism in Eukaryota, Metazoa, Mollusca, Bivalvia, Mytilida, Mytilidae. Gene Ontology annotation, biological process: protein phosphorylation. The record is from RefSeq and is a predicted model, not a curated record. Bases 20 to 2077 code for a protein of 685 amino acids. Gene Ontology annotation, molecular function: protein tyrosine kinase activity; ATP binding; protein binding. The transcript has 11 exons.
UGGGACAAAUACCGCUUGUAUGUUCUGCGUAGAUUGCGAGGAAACUCUUUGUUCAGAUUGUGACAUAGCUCAUAGAAAAAAUAAACUAACACUAAAACAUUCUAUUAUUGAUAUUCAAAUUGUUUCAACUUUACCUGCGGCUUUGGUUCAGUCAAGCCCUGUUUGCCCUAAACACCGUCUAUUCGUACAGGAUUUGGUGUGUUGCAGCCACGAUGAAAUAUGUUGCCGACAAUGUAUGCUUGAGAUUCACAAGCAUUGUGAUAACGUUCAACCAGUAGAAAGUGCCUCAUUGAAAAUAAAACAGACAGGUUUAAUAGAUGACCUUGUCAAAGAGAGUAAACAGAUAUCUUCGACCAGCAAAAAAAUUGUAAAUGUAGGGAAUGAAAAUAUAAAGGAAAUUUCUCACCAAGAGGAACUUAUAUCUGCUGAUAUUGGAUCCGUACGAUCAUCAUUCAUUGCUACAGUAAAAAAUGUAGAGCAAAAAUUGACAAAGGAUCUGACACAAACUGUGAAACGCAAUGUUAACGAAAUUGAGAAAUACGAACAAGAACUUGAGGAGUUAAAAAACCGUGCUGUUGUUUAUAAACAAGAAAUGGAUUUUAUCCGGAAACAUGCAUCAGAAAACAAAGCACUUCUCCUAAUUGAAAGAUUGAAGCUAGAUUUACAUCGAGAUCAAAUGAAAAUGAAAAGCGUUACAUCCGAUAUUCGGAAUGUUAAAUUGACAUACAAUGACACAGUUAACUAUUCUGUAAAGUCGUUAGGUAACAUUGUGGUACAGAAUGCACCUUGUCCAUUGAAGUACGUACCUGGGACCGAUAUAUUGCGCACAAAAAUUAAUUAUAGAGAAGACUCAGAAGACCAGGUUUUGAACAGGGAUGGAUUAAGUCAAACUGAGAAAAACAAGCAACAGGGAGAAGAUAUAGACAACAGUUCAGUGUAUGAUGACAUACACGAAGUGACCAAACAAAUAAAAAAAGGAAGUACAUAUGUUAAAUCGGCAGAUUUAGCACGCAUCAGUAUGGAAGAGGAUCAUCACAAAACUGAAAAGCAAUCUGAGAAACUGACGGAUGAAGUUUAUGAGGACAUAUCAGAGGUUUCAAACGUAAUUUCCAAAGAACCUUCAUAUGUAAAAUCUGCAGGUCGGCAUAAUAAUUUAUCACCAAGUGAAGUUAUGUUAGAACACAAACUGAGCACUGGAUAUUUUACAGAGACAUGGAAAGGUAAAUUAAGACAGAGUAUUCCAGUGAUAGUCAAGAUAUUCAAGGUGGGGUCGAGAAAUAUUUCAGUGGAACAACUUACAAAAACAACACACGAAAACAUCGUCACGUUUUAUGGAGCAUUUGAAGACAAAGCAUCCAACAACAUUGUUUUUCAGUACAUGGCGCAAAAUAUCGUACAGUAUUUACAUUCGAAGGAGGGGCAAUCACUUCACCAAACAGAGUUGCUUGCUAUUGCAGCCCAGGUUGCACGAGGAAUGUCCUGGCUGGAGACCAUGAAAAUUGUGCAUUGUGGUUUACAAGCAAGUAAAAUUCUAAUUGGAGACAAUGAGGAAGCUAAAAUUUCUGGAUUGGAAUAUGUAACUACUGAAAAAGUCAUUGCACUUUAUCCAUACACUGCUGCUAGCGUUGAUGAAUUGUCAUUUCAAAAGAAUGACGUUAUCACAGUUAUUGGUACCGAGGAUGAAAACUGGUGGGAAGGUGAAAUGAAAGAACAAAGAGGUUUUUUUCCUGAAAAUUAUGUUGGAGCACCUCAAAAAUAUAUAAAAAUAGACCCGUCACUGUUCAAAUGGUAUGCUUUGGAAACUCUUAAAAGCGGACAAUGUUGUGUAAAGUCAAAUGUUUGGUCAUAUGGGGUUUUGCUUGUAGAAAUCCUGACACAUGGGCAGGUCCCAUAUCAAGGUGUAAAAGACACUGAAAUAUUAUCUAAGUUAAACCAAGGUUAUCGACAUCAACAGCCAACUCACUGUCCUGAUGAUUUGUAUGAUAUGAUGCUGAAAUGCUGGAAUGAAAAUCAAGAAGAAAGACCAACAUUUGAAAACCUAUAUAACUUUCUUGAAGACAUGAUAUUUGGAUUUUAAACUCGAAAUUACCAUUAUUGUGUUUUCAUUUUAAUACAUAUAAAGAAACUUUAAAGGACAUUUUAUAAAAAUAUUUUUAGACAUUUUCUUUUCAAUCAUAACGUCAGAGAGCAGUUAAUCAUUAAUCAAAAGUAGAUGAGAGAAAUAUAUAAACUAUUUAAUCGUGAAAUCAUAAAAGAGAGAGGAGAUUCCCAUUUGACAAUAAGUUCAUAUCAAAAUAGAAUUAACGAUGAUAAAACAAUUGAAGCAGAUUGUUUAUCAAGUAUAUUGAUU